This is a messenger RNA of Limulus polyphemus (Atlantic horseshoe crab), 1539 nucleotides long. RefSeq lists its product as uncharacterized. Gene Ontology annotation, biological process: synapse organization. The coding region runs from base 1 to 492 and encodes 163 amino acids. NCBI's taxonomy places the organism in Eukaryota, Metazoa, Arthropoda, Merostomata, Xiphosura, Limulidae. Gene Ontology annotation, cellular component: neuron projection membrane. The record is from RefSeq and is a predicted model, not a curated record. The transcript is spliced from 3 exons.
AUGGCCCGUAAAAAGCUAAAAAUACGAUCAUUCUGGUCAGUGUCACCGUCGCCAAUUACACUGUCCAACAACAGAGUAAGCAAGUCGAUCAUCAAGGAGGGCUCCAGCCAAUACAUUAGAAGUGGCAGCACUAUCACAUUGAGUUGCGUUAUUCUAGAAAGCCCUGUUCCUCCAGAUUAUGUCUUCUGGUACCACAAUGGUCACGUGAUUAACUAUGACACUCGAGAAGGCAUUGAAGUGAAAACAGAGAAAACUUCACAGACGACAAGCACACUACAUAUAAGUAAAGCUCGUCCGAGUGAUUCAGGAAAUUAUUCAUGUGUCCCGUCAAACGCAGAUCCAGCAGAAAUUGGGGUCCAUGUCUUAAAUGGAGAAAAUCCAGCAGCAAUGCAGGAUGGAAAGCGUACUUCAUCGGCAAUGAAACUGCUCCCAUCUUGUGUACUCAUUCCAGUAUUAUUAUUAUAUAGUUCUGUCAUUCUAAUAGAACGGUAACAUUAAGUAUGUAGUUCCAUAAAGACGAGAUUAAAGUGUGUGAGCCUAUGGCCUAAAAAGGAAAUUGAAUGUUACAGUAAGAUCACAAAUAAUCUGGCUUCAGUGACGUCAGGAAUGGAACAAUCUAUUACCAACUCCGUCAUUUUUUCAGCAACAAACGCUUUAUCCCAUGUCCAAUACAACAUAUAUUUUAACACCUUUCUCGUAUAUAGACACUGUUACAAAAAGUACUCCAGUGCAGUUCUGGCUCUCUACGAUCUGCAUGAAAACUUUACAAUGAUUCUUUAUUACCAUCCAAUUAGAAUAAGUUUAUGAAAAAUAAAACAAGGUUUAUUUCGAAAAGCAAAUAUUUUAGAAUUAUUAGUCUGUUUUAGCGUGUCAUAAAGACAAACGAUUGUUUUGAGAGAGAGUGACCAGAAUACUUAUCGAACGUUCUAUAGUUUUUUGAGGGUGCACGAACUGCUGGACGUAAAUCGCUUGAGGUGUUACAUUAAGUUUUAGAUUUUUCUCAUUUUGGUUUCGAAACUUUGCUGAAUAUCUAGAGCGUUCUGUUUUGCAUUCCUCAUUUCUGUCUGUAGAAAUGUUUAGCAUCUACAACAUAAUGAUUGUUUCUUCAGUGACUCAUUUUAACAGUAACUUUUAAGAUGUGAGUUAACUGGAAUUUUUGAACACGAGACACCCCGAUAAGAAACACCGAGAUCGAAUCAAUACUCGACCCACACCUCUUGUGAUAUUAUUGGUAUCUUUUCAAAUUUUACUAUUUAUGUUAUAUGAUAUUAUUGGUAUGUUUUCAAGUUUUUCUGUUUAUGUUAACGUAUUAUUUCUUAUAUUGCUUUACUGAAGUUCAACGCUGUUCACAAAAUCUUGGUUGUACAUUCUACAAGUUAAACCUUUUACUGUAUUCUGUGUAUUUAUUGUACAAUACUAACAUAUUAUAGGAUAUAGGCUGUGUUAACAUGAAUCUAAGGUAACUCUCCAAACAAACACUGUAUGUAUUUCCCAUUUUAUCGUAAAUAAAAUAUUACAAACCUUUUGUGUAAAACAUGA